Messenger RNA from Sesamum indicum (sesame), 2106 nucleotides. RefSeq names its product protein NEN1. Gene Ontology annotation, molecular function: 3'-5' exonuclease activity; nucleic acid binding. The record is from RefSeq and is a predicted model, not a curated record. NCBI's taxonomy places the organism in Eukaryota, Viridiplantae, Streptophyta, Magnoliopsida, Lamiales, Pedaliaceae.
AUCUGCUUAGUGACCUCCGGUACGAGGAAGGGAUAAUUCCUUGUUUCCUUGAGUAGGGGUACAACAGUAACACCGCACGCUGCCUGCUUCCGUGUCCUCAUUCCAUACGUAUUCUUUCUCCCCUUCCUCCUCCUUUCUCUUUCUUCACCGUAGAAUCCGAACCCUUCUUCACUAAGCUACUCAUCAUCGUACAGUGUACGUAUACGUAUUUGUAUUCGACUACACAUGUAUGUAUACAUGUGAUGCAUAUAUAUGUAUACUCGUGUAGAUUUACUGGCUUCAGUUGGCGCCUAUUUCAAUUCCUUUGAAGAAAUAUUGUAAAGAAAGGCAGAAGAGAACAAUGGCGGUGACGAGGGACGAUAGGUCGGAGAUAGCUUUCUUCGACGUGGAGACGACGGUGCCGUUCCGACCCGGGCAGGGUUUUGCAAUUCUGGAAUUCGGAGCCGUUCUGGUCUGCCCCAGGAAGCUUGUGGAGCUGCGUAGUUACUCUACUCUGGUCCGACCCGCCGAUCUCUCCCUUAUCUCCUCUCUCUCUGUCCGUUGCAACGGCAUUACUAAGGAUGCAGUUGUUGCUGCGCCCACUUUCGCUGAUAUUGCUGAUGUAGUUUAUGACCUCCUCCACGGGAGGAUAUGGGCCGGUCAUAACAUUUUGAGAUUUGAUUGUGCUCGCAUAAGAGAGGCGUUUGCUGAUAUUAACAGGCCAGCUCCAGAGCCCAAAGGAACUAUUGAUUCGCUAGCUCUAUUAACACAAAAGUUCGGAAGGAGAGCUGGUGACAUGAAGAUGGCAAGUCUUGCUACAUAUUUUGGGCUUGGCCAGCAAACACAUAGGAGUUUGGAUGAUGUUCGCAUGAAUAUUGAAGUCCUCAAGUACUGUGCAACAGUCCUGUUUUUGGAAUCCAGCCUUCCAGACAUAUUUACUGAGAACAGCUGGGUUUCUCCCAAUGCUACCACAAGAAGUCGAAGUAAUGGAAUAAAUUCCAUGGAGCAGACGGGACAGAAUGAAAGUACGGAAUCUACAAGUGUCAAGGUUGAAACUCAUCCAGUGUCGGCCCCAUCAGAUAACAUGAUGGAGGAAGAUCAUUCAAUGCGAUCACCUGUGACACCUAAAACUGGUGAAGUAAAUUUGCCACUGAUUGAAUCCAAACCAGCAGGAGAUCACCAUUUUAAUCUGGCAAUCUUACGUGAUACCGUGACCCUUGAUGCUGAAAUGGAAAAGGAACCUCUUCCCGGGGAGGGUAUGGAAGAAGAGCAAACUGGCUCUACAUCUCAAGAAUGUUCAACUUCUCUAGGUUAUGAGCGUUCCUACAGCUGUGGUGACUUCUUGGAGCCCGAUGAUAUUUCAAUAUCUUCAAUAUCCGUCUCCCUUGCAGCCUUUUACCGCGGAACUCAAAAAAUACAAAUAUUGUACCAAAAUUGUCCAUUGCAACUUCAAUGUACAUGCCUGAAGGUUCGCUUUGGAAUCAGCACAAAGUUUGUUGAUCAUGCUGGUCGGCCACGAUUGAGUUUUGUGGUGGAUGCAUCUCCUAGUCUCUGCAGGAUUCUGGACACAACUGAUAGUCUUGCCAAGAGGUUGUCUGUUGAUUCUGGUAGCUCAUCCGAAUGGCGACCUACGGUAACCAGAAAACCAGGCUACUAUAACUCUCCCACUGUCCGAUUGCACCUACCGACUGUAGCAGACGGUGAAAUCACCCGAUGGGCAACAGAAAUAUACCACAAGGACAGUUCCGCCACACAGAGACUCGUGUUUAGUAGAUUUGACAUCGUCGAGCUGGAUUCCUUACUCACUCCGGGUAAUCUCAUGGACGCCUAUUUCUCCUUGGAUGCCUAUGAUUAUCAGCAGAAUGCUGGCAUCAGGUUAGUAGCAAAAAAACUGAUUGUUAUUCAAGCUGAUAGAUAAGUGAACCAUAAGCUGAUUGCUCGCCCCAAACAGAUGGAUCAGUUGCUCCUAAAGAGAUACGUCUGAUCUUUUUUAGGAAAUUUGUAUUUCUCGGUUGUAAAGAUGGUUAGAUUUAACUUUAUGCUAGAAGUGACAGCAAUUGUAUGAAUUACUUUCUUCAACAAAGUGUUGGCUUCCUCAUCAAUGGACUUUUGAUUUGGGGUAAAUUA